AUGUCAGCUAAUCUGUUUAAACUCACCGUCAAUGAGCAUUUGGAAGGGCUUCCUAAGGUGAUUCAAUCUAAAUUAUAUGAUGCACCAGCAACAUGUUUGUCGAUUUUUCGUUUACUUCCCCCUCUCGCUAAAUUUUACAUUGUGAGUAUGGUUUUCACAGACAAGCCUGUUGCCGUUAAAGAUCUAGAAAAAUGGUGCCAACCUCAAGCUCGCAAACUUCAGUAUGAGUCUUUCAAGCGUCUCCGCGCUUUGCAUUUGAUAGAGGAAGACCAGAGCGGAACUCAUGUUCGCCUACAUCAAACUUUCAGAAACAACUUCAGAGACUGUUUGACAGGUUCACAGGCCCCCAAUGCAUUCGGUAUAAUUGUACCUGGCUCGGACAAGCAUCCAAUAGAUGUGAAGUUCCUCGAUCAAUUUGCAUCGCAGAAGUGGGAAACAAUUUUGCAUUUUAUGGUGGGAACGGAACUCCCGACUGUGCCUUCCAAGUCUGUACUCUCGCUUUUGAAACUGGGGGGCCUCAUGGAAGGGCAUGGUACGAGCGCGUAUAGUCUCAAGAUUACGAACAGUGGCUUUCAGUUCUUGUUGCAGGAUGUCAACGUACAGAUAUGGACUCUAUUGUUGGAGUACCUUAAUUUGACGCAAGAAUUAAAUAUGGAUCCCGUCGAUGUCUUGAAUUUCAUUUUCAUCCUAGGAUCGCUAGAGUUAGGCAAAGCAUAUGCGGUCUCUAGUUUAAGUGAUACUCAACUUAGUAUGUUGCCAGAUCUAAGAGACUAUGGGCUCGUCUAUCAACGAUCGGAAAAUUCUACGAGAUUCUUCCCAACGAGAUUGGCCACUACGUUAACUUCAGAGUCCACGGGAUUGAAAACUCCGUCGAUGGCUUUAAAUCAAACCUUGGAAGACCCUGGAGCGAAGGACCAGGAACAUGUCACCUCAGAGGCUGGUGAAUCUCAGCUGGGUCAGAUUAUUUUGGAAACGAACUUCAAGCUUUAUGCAUAUACAAACUCACCUCUAGAGAUUGCUAUAUUAAAUUUGUUUGUGAAUUUGAAAGUACGUUUCGCCAAUAUGGUUAUUGGUCAAAUUACAAGAGAGUCUAUCAGGAAAGCACUUUAUAAUGGAAUCACUGCAGACCAGAUAAUCAAGUUUCUCGAGACUCAUGCCCAUUCCCAGAUGAGAACUUCUGCAAAGGAGAAAUUGGAUAAGAAAAUUGAAUUUGAUGCCAGCCAUAAUAUAAACACAGCCGGUGGAGCACCACAAUCCAAGUCUUCUGACUCCGGUGUCGCUCAGCAUCGUUUGGAAAUCCUUCCCCCAAAUGUGGUAGAUCAAAUAAAACUUUGGCAGUUGGAGUUAGACCGAAUUCAGACAUUUGAGGGGUAUCUUUUUAAGGACUUCAAAAAUCAGAAUGAGUAUGAUGUUUUAUGCAAUUAUGCUACAGAAGUUGGUGUGCUUCUUUGGUCAGAUAAGACAAAAUUGCGCUUUUUCGUUACAGCAGAAGGAAUGCACCAGGUGGCCGACUUCGCUAGUCGUAAAUUUCGGUGA
This is a messenger RNA of Clavispora lusitaniae ATCC 42720, 1536 nucleotides long. RefSeq names its product TFIIH/NER complex subunit. Lineage: Eukaryota; Fungi; Ascomycota; Pichiomycetes; Serinales; Metschnikowiaceae. The record is from RefSeq and is a predicted model, not a curated record. Gene Ontology annotation, cellular component: transcription factor TFIIH holo complex; transcription factor TFIIH core complex. Gene Ontology annotation, molecular function: ATPase activator activity; double-stranded DNA binding. Gene Ontology annotation, biological process: nucleotide-excision repair.